CCCAGAGCCCCCCGGCGCCCAGCCCUCCUUACAGCCUAGAAAAAAUGACAGAUCUUGUAGCUGUUUGGGAAGUUGCUUUAAGUGAUGGAGUUCAUAAAAUUGAAUUUGAACAUGGGACUACAUCAGGCAAGCGAGUGGUGUAUGUAGAUGGGAAGGAAGAGAUAAGAAAAGAAUGGAUGUUCAAACUGGUAGGCAAAGAAACCUUCUGCGUUGGAGCCGCAAAGACCAAAGCAACCAUAAGUAUUGAUCCCGUCCGUGCUUUUGCUUAUGAAUAUACUCUGGAAAUUAAUGGGAAGAGUCUCAAGAAGUAUAUGGAGAACAGAUCAAAAACCACCAGUACUUGGGUAUUACAUUUGGAUAGUGAGGACUUUAGAGUUGUGUUAGAGAAAGACACUAUGGAUGUAUGGUGCAAUGGCAAAAAAAUGGAGACAGCGGGUGAAUUUGUAGAUGAUGGGACCGAAACUCACUUCAAUAUUGGGAAUCAUGACUGUUACAUAAAGGCUGUUAGUAGCGGCAAGCGGAAAGAAGGGAUUAUUCAUAGUCUCAUUGUGGAUAACAGAGAAAUCCCGGAGAUUCUGAAAUGACUUCAUGUUAAUGAAUUUUAAUCUUAAGAAGUAAAGAUCAGGACUUUUAAAUUACUGUGGUAAUUAAAUAUGCUUAGUAUGUACUUUUCAGUACAGCUAGUCACCUUGUUUUUAUUUUAUAGUUACUUGAAACUAGUGUUUUAAGCAUCAGGAAAAAAAUAUGUAUCAUAAAAAUUGCAAUCUAUUUUGUAAAUAAUAUAAAAUGUUUUAAAGUCAAAUGGAAAAUAAGAUAUGGACUAAAAAAUCGCUAAUGUUUUACAGGAGCAACUUUUACUAUAAUAAACACUAUAAAAUAACAUCAGUGCUACUUGAUUUG
This is a messenger RNA of Dama dama (fallow deer), 900 nucleotides long. RefSeq names its product fas apoptotic inhibitory molecule 1. The transcript has 5 exons. The record is from RefSeq and is a predicted model, not a curated record. Gene Ontology annotation, biological process: canonical NF-kappaB signal transduction; negative regulation of extrinsic apoptotic signaling pathway via death domain receptors; positive regulation of neurogenesis. NCBI's taxonomy places the organism in Eukaryota, Metazoa, Chordata, Mammalia, Artiodactyla, Cervidae. Bases 45 to 584 code for a protein of 179 amino acids.